Messenger RNA from Podarcis raffonei (Aeolian wall lizard), 2334 nucleotides. RefSeq names its product vomeronasal type-2 receptor 26-like. Gene Ontology annotation, biological process: G protein-coupled receptor signaling pathway. The coding region runs from base 1 to 2334 and encodes 777 amino acids. The transcript has 6 exons. The record is from RefSeq and is a predicted model, not a curated record. NCBI's taxonomy places the organism in Eukaryota, Metazoa, Chordata, Lepidosauria, Squamata, Lacertidae. Gene Ontology annotation, molecular function: G protein-coupled receptor activity. Gene Ontology annotation, cellular component: membrane.
AUGGUAAGAGAUCCACACAAUCCACUUCACGAGUAUCAUCAGUUGGGAGGCAACAUAAUUGGUGGCAUCACUUCUCAGACCUUCAUAAUCUCCAACUCGCUAACCUUCAUUGAAGCACCUCCACCCGUGUUGUUUGAAGAGCUCGCGGUAGUGCCUAAGUAUUACCAGCACAUCCUGGCUUUGGCAUUUGCUGUAAAGGAGAUAAAUGAAAACUCUCAGAUUUUACCCAAUACUUCCUUGGGCUUCCAUAUUUACGACAGUUACUUCAGUGCAAAGAAUACCUAUCAUGCCACAAUGCAGCUUAUGUCCUCAAAAGAAAAAAUAGUUCCCAACUACAUAUGUGACGUCCAGAAUAAAUUAAUAGCGGUUGUUGGGGGACUGGAGCCUCUAAUUUCUCGUUAUAUUGCAACUGUCUUGGAUAUCUACAAGAUUCCACAGCUCAUAUAUGGCCCUGCUCCAGUGAUGAAUGAUAAAACCAAAGGCCUUUCCUUCUACCAAAUGUCUCCUAAAGAUGCUCUUCAGCAUGCAGGCAUUCUGACUUUGCUUCUCCAUUUCAAUUGGACAUGGAUUGGGAUCCUUACAUCCAAUGAUGAAUAUGGAGAAAUAUUUGUGCAGGCAGUGUUUCCAGUAUUCUCCAGCAAGGGUAUUUGUUUUGCCUUCAUAGAAAGAACCGGUAAAUUUACCAUUGUCACAGAAAUUAAUGACAAGCUACAUGAGCGAGCCAAAAUAUAUGAUAGAAUCAUUGACAGCAAAGCCAAUGUAGUGGUUGCUAAUGGAGAAUCAUAUCUCAUUGUGUUUUUGAGGUGGCUACAAUUUAUCUCAGAUAGAGAAUGGACAAUGAAUAAAGGAAAAGUGUGGAUAGUAACAGCUCAGAUAGAGCUCACUUCAAUGGUGUAUCAAAGAACAUGGGAUACAGAUAUAGUCCAUGGUGUUCUGUCCUUCUCUAUGCCCUCCAGUGAUCUGCCAGGAUUCAAGUCAUUUAUUGAAAGCAAAAGCCCUUCUUUUAAAACAGGAGAUGGCUUUAUCAGGGAUUUCUGGCAGCAGGCCUUUGGUUGUGUAUUCCCAAGUAUAGAUGGGGACAACGUGGAUGGAGAUAUUUGCACAGGAAAAGAGAAUGCUGGAGACAAGAUCUCCUUUGACCAGAAUGGGGAGUUAGUGACUGGAUUUGACAUUAUUAACUGGAUUAUUUCCUCAAACCAAUCCUUUCAUAGAGUGAAAGUUGGGAGAAUGGAUCCCCAGGGUUCUCCGGACCAAGUGUUCACUAUCAACAAGGAUGCCAUCACAUGGCACAAUUGGUUUAAUCAGGCCCAGCCUCUUUCUGUGUGUUCUGAGAGUUGCUAUCCCGGCUCCAGCAAGAAAGUGAAGGAGGGAAAACCAUUUUGUUGCUAUGAUUGCAUCCCAUGUCCAGAAGGAAAGUUUUCAGACCAGAAGGACAUGAAUGCUUGUUCUACAUGCACAGCAAAAGCCUAUCCAAGCAAAACCAGGGAUUUCUGUAUUCCCAAAUUAAUUUCCUUUUUCUCAUAUAAAGAACCACUGGGCAUCAGUUUAGCCUUCUUUGCUCUUUUCUUUUGUCUGAUCACAGUCUUGGUGCUAGGAAUAUUUCUGAAGCACCACAACACUCCCAUUGUCAAGGCCAACAACCGGAACCUUGCCUACAUUCUCCUUAUCUCAAUCCUGCUCUGCUUCCUUUCUGCAUUGCUAUUCAUUGGACAUCCUAAGCAGGUGUUGUGUCUCCUCCGGCAAACCACUUUUGGCAUGAUCUUCUCUGUGGCUGUUUCUUGUGUGUUGGCAAAAACCACUACUGUGGUUCUUGCUUUUAUGGCCACCAAACCAGGUUCCAGGAUGAGGAAGUGGGUGGGGAAAACACUUGCCAAUGCCAUUGUUCUUUCCUGCUCCCUUGUUCAAGCAGGCAUUUGUACCGUAUGGUUGGUCACCUCUCCCCCAUUCCCAGAUGUUGACAUACACUCAGUUGCUGAAGAAAUUAUAUUCAAAUGCAAUGAGGGGUCUAUGACUAUGUUUUACUGUGUUUUGGGUUAUAUCAGUUUCCUGGCCAUAAUCAGCUUUGUUGUGGCGUUCUUUGCCAGGAAAUUGCCCAAUAGUUUCAAUGAAGCCAAAUUCAUUACUUUCAGCAUGUUGGUAUUUUGCAGUGUUUGGCUCUCCUUUAUUCCAUCCUACCUGAGUUCAAAGGGGAAAAAUAUGGUAGCUGUGGAAAUCUUUUCUAUCUUAGCCUCCAGUGCUGGGCUCCUAGGUUGCAUCUUUCUCCCCAAAUGUUAUAUCAUUGUGCUGAGGCCUGAGCUGAACAACAGGGAACAACUAAUAAGAAGGAAGGUCUGA